Camellia sinensis is the source of this 1898-nucleotide messenger RNA. RefSeq lists its product as uncharacterized. The record is from RefSeq and is a predicted model, not a curated record. Gene Ontology annotation, cellular component: COPII-coated ER to Golgi transport vesicle; endoplasmic reticulum. Lineage: Eukaryota; Viridiplantae; Streptophyta; Magnoliopsida; Ericales; Theaceae.
AGAACAGGGGCAUGUCAGUCAAUCCGUAGAUUGAACAGCGGAAGAUAAGGGGGGUGGCGCUCUAUUCGCCGGCGAGUCUCUCUGUUAACUUUGAUCUCGUACGAUAAAGAAGAGAAAAGAGAGAGAAACAGAACAAGAGAAGGACCUUGGUUGGUCUCGACUCGACCUCUCUUAAACACCUCGUUAAUCAUAAUUCACAUCAAUUUCGAUUCAACGAGGUGUUUAAGAUUGAUUGAUUUGCAUAAGAUAGAUUGUUAGAUAAUUUGAAGAGCAAUCAAGGGUUGAAUACGAAAUGGACAAUGUAAUGAGCAAAAUUCGGAGCUUGGACACCUAUCCGAAGAUCAAUGAGGAUUUCUACAGCAGGACCCUCUCCGGCGGUGUCAUCACCCUCGCCUCCUCCAUCGUCAUGUUCCUCCUCUUCAUCUCCGAGCUCAGAUUAUAUCUCUAUACUGUAACUGAGACACAGCUAUUAGUAGAUACCUCAAGAGGAGAAACCCUACGCAUUAAUUUUGAUGUCACUUUUCCAGCCCUUCCAUGUUCUAUACUCAGUCUUGAUGCCAUGGAUAUCAGCGGGGAGCAACAUCUUGAUGUUAAACAUGACAUUGUCAAGAAAAGACUUGAUACACAUGGUAAUGUAAUAGAAGAAAGGCAGGAUGGUAUUGGUGCUCCCAAGAUUGAAAAGCCUUUACAAAGACAUGGUGGGAGGCUUGAACACAAUGAGACAUAUUGUGGUUCAUGCUAUGGUGCGGAAGUGUCAGAUGAUGAUUGUUGUAACUCUUGUGAUGAAGUUCGUGAAUUAUAUAGAAAGAAAGGUUGGGCACUAUCAAAUCCAGAUUCGAUUGACCAGUGCAAAAGAGAAGGUUUUCUUCAAAGGAUUAAAGACGAAGAAGGUGAAGGAUGCAAUAUAUAUGGUUUCUUAGAAGUUAAUAAAGUGGCUGGAAAUUUCCACUUUGCACCUGGGAAAAGCUUUCAUCAAUCAGGGGUUCAUGUGCACGAUCUGCUAGUUUUUCAGAAGGAUAGUUUUAAUGUAAGUCACAAAAUCAAUAAAUUAGCUUUUGGAGAAUAUUUCCCUGGUGUUGUGAAUCCUCUUGACCGUGUGCAAUGGACACAAGAGACUCCAAGUGGGAUGUAUCAAUAUUUUCUCAAGGUGGUACCUACUGUAUACACGGAUGUCCGCGGACACACUAUCCAAUCGAAUCAGUUCUCUGUAACUGAACAUUUUAGGAGUGCAGAAGAAGUAGGUCUCCUUCAGUCCCUUCCUGGAGUUUUCUUCUUUUACGACCUUUCACCUAUCAAGGUGACUUUCACUGAGGAACACAUUUCAUUCCUACACUUCCUAACAAAUGUCUGUGCAAUAGUUGGAGGUGUUUUCACUGUUUCGGGGAUAUUAGAUUCGUUCAUAUACCAUGGUCAAAGGGCGAUCAAGAAGAUGGAAAUCGGAAAAUUUAGUUGAUGAUUAGAGCACUCAGUAUGUGUUGCUGUAUUUUGGUUGGUUUCCCAGCAAAAUGGCUUUCUGGAAAGAAACAAUUUCAGAGAACAGGAACUAUGACACCGACUCUUCCUGCAAGGUUGGGCUGCUUGACACAUGAGAGGUUUUGUCAUGAUAUAUUUCAAUGUUUCAUUGAUGAAUUCGAUUAAUUUAUUUAUCUUUUAAGUAUAUUAGAGUUAUUGCUGUGCCAUAUAUAUUUUCAUUAUUGAUGUGAAUAUGGGCUGUUUUGUUGCUCAUGGGAAAACUGGUGUGAAUUCAUAAAAAAAAAAAUGUGGAGAGAAAAAACAGAUAGAAAAAAGAGGAAAUUUUAAACUCCGAAAUUUUGGAGUGAAUUUGACAAUGUCAAAAGUUUGGUUUCUCUGUUUUGUGAUUACUUAGUAUAAAGUUUUCACAUUUAGCAUCUUUUAAA